AACCUCAUGAAUUAAAAAAGUCAGAGAAAAUGUCCCCUUUCAGGUCAUCCUAGCUCAACUGGAAGGAGAUCAGAGGAGCUAGCGACCUCUUGCAUGGGGGACAGUAUGUCACCAACAGGCUCCUGCAGCCUGUGGAACAUCCAACGGCACCGGUGAGAUCUGCUCCCUCUCGCUGUCUCCAUCUACCUCCUCGCAUCUGUCCCCACUCAUGGCCACACCAUUCCACAGAAAUGCAAGUCUCUCGGCAGUGUCUGUGCAGGAGUUCGUGCUGGUUGGUUUUGGGGGAGGUGCAGAGACCCAAGCCCUGCUCUUUGCUGUCUUCCUGGCCCUGUACAUUGUGACCAUGCUUGGCAACCUCACCAUGAUCGUGGUCAUCACCCUGGAUGCCCGCCUGCACUCCCCCAUGUACUUCUUCCUCAAGAACCUGUCCUUUGUCGACCUCUGCUACUCCUCUGUCAUUGCCCCUAAUGCCCUGGCCAACUUCUUUUCCUCCUCCAAGGUCAUCAGCUUUGAGGGCUGUGCCACACAGCUCUUCUUUUUCUCUUUAUUGGCUACCACUGAGGCUUUCCUCUUAGCCGUGAUGGCCUAUGACCGUUUCAUGGCCAUUUGCAGUCCUCUGAGGUACCCUGUGACUAUGUGCUCUAUGACCUGUGUUCGUCUGGUUCUGGGUACCUACUGUGGAGGCUGCCUGAACUCCAUCGUGCAGACCAGCCUCACAUUCCAGCUGCCCUUCUGCAGUUCCAACCGCAUCGACCACUUCUACUGCGACGUGCCCCCACUGCUCCAGCUGGCCUGUGCAGACACAGCUCUCAAUGAACUCCUUCUCUUCGGCCUCUGUGGGUUCAUCAUUGUGAGCACCACGUUAGCUGUCCUGGUCUCCUAUGGCUACAUCACAGUGACCAUCCUCAGGAUGCACUCAGGAUCCGGGCGGCACAAGGUCUUCUCCACCUGUGGCUCUCACCUGACGGCUGUGUCCUUGUUUUAUGGAACUGUGUUUGUCAUGUAUGCACAGCCAGGAGCAGUGGCAUCCAUGGCACAGGGCAAGGUGAUAUCUGUCUUCUACACCCUGGUCAUCCCCAUGCUCAACCCCCUCAUCUACAGUCUGCGCAACAAGGAUGUGAAGGACGCCCUGCAGAGGCUGGGUCAGAGACACAGCCUUGUGGAGAAAGGAGGCAAGUAG
Peromyscus eremicus (cactus mouse) is the source of this 1180-nucleotide messenger RNA. Its product is annotated as olfactory receptor 9S13-like. NCBI's taxonomy places the organism in Eukaryota, Metazoa, Chordata, Mammalia, Rodentia, Cricetidae. The record is from RefSeq and is a predicted model, not a curated record. Gene Ontology annotation, molecular function: G protein-coupled receptor activity; olfactory receptor activity; odorant binding. The transcript has a single exon. Gene Ontology annotation, biological process: G protein-coupled receptor signaling pathway; sensory perception of smell. Gene Ontology annotation, cellular component: membrane. Bases 209 to 1180 code for a protein of 323 amino acids.